AUGGUUGUUAUGAUUAUGUCCACUGUCAAGAAACCCGAAGAAAGAAAAGUAUUGAGAGAAACUUGGUUUAAAGACAAAGUGGUUCACGGACAAAAGUUGAAAUAUCUAUUCAUCGUUUCUUCCAGUCCUGAUCCUGCAGUUAAUGAAGCAAUCGAUAAAGAAGCAUUAGAAUACAACGAUAUAUUACAUAUGGACCAUUUAGAUUCAUACAACAACAUCACAAUGAGUAUAAUGAACACUUUCAAUUGGUUACAUCGAAACUGUAAAUCGAUCAAAUACAUAUUGAAAGGCGAUCCUGAUUCAUAUUUCAACACUCCAAAGAUCGUAAAAUGGUUAUUGGAUCUACCUCCCGAGAAACAACAUCGAUUAUAUCACGGAUCGUGUUUCAUCACUUCAUUUUUCAUUCGACAGCCCGGUUACAAAUGGGAUACUCCUUAUAUAGUCGAUCGAAACGAUUUGUCAUGGCCUUAUUGUGUUGGUGUUGGUUAUGUGAUAUCAUCGGAUUUGUUGGCUCCGCUCGUUUUAGCAUCUCGUCAUUAUCCUUAUAUGCUUCGAACAGAAGAUAUGAGUAUUGGACUAGCGAACUUGAUGUUGAAUGUGACUCCCUAUCGAUAUCAUGAUUAUUACUGGACGCCUCCAGAGAAGGCGAUGUACCCAAGUAUCCCGAAGUGUCGCUGGAAACGCUAUUUUGGUUUCCACAAAGUUCCAUUGAAUGAUGUGGCAAAGAUAAUGAAAGUAUUUGAAGACCCAAAUCUUUCUUGUUAA
Blastocystis hominis is the source of this 765-nucleotide messenger RNA. RefSeq lists its product as hypothetical. Gene Ontology annotation, cellular component: membrane. Gene Ontology annotation, molecular function: hexosyltransferase activity. The transcript has a single exon. NCBI's taxonomy places the organism in Eukaryota, Bigyra, Opalinata, Blastocystidae. The coding region runs from base 1 to 765 and encodes 254 amino acids. The record is from RefSeq and is a predicted model, not a curated record.